AUGGCUAGUAGGAGGCAGAGUAAGAAUGUGUUUGAUUUUGUUGUUGUGGAUGGGGUAAGUGUUGGGAAACCGAGAAUGGUUAGACAAGUGAUGUUUAUGCAUUUUAAGGAUUUGUAUUCCGAGGCGUGGAGAGGUAGACCAAAAUUGGAGGGGCCUUUUACCACUAUUGGUUGGGGUGGGGCUUCAGCGGAGUUAGUAGCUGAGUUCACAGUGGAAGAGGUAUGGGCUACUGUGACGGAAUGUGACGGUAACAAAGCUCUAGGGCCAGACGGGUUCAAUCUUGCGUGUAUUCAGAAAAAUUGGAAAGUCAUGAAAGAUGAGUUGGUGGGCUUUAGGCCGAUCAGCCUAGUGAAUUCAAUCUACAAAAUUCUGGCCAAGGUUUUAUCUAGAAGGUUGAAAAAGGUGAUUCCUACAGUGAUUAAUGAGGCUCAGACAGUGUUUAUAGGGGGUCGAUGUAUACUAGAUGUGGUCAUGAUUGCUAAUGAAGUUAUUGAAUGGUGGAAAUGCUUGAAGCACAAGGGUGCGAUUCUGAAGCUUGACUUUGAAAAGGAAUAUGACUUUGUGAAUUGGGAUUUUUUGUUUUCAAUGUUAUGUAAUUUUGGAUUUGAUGAGAAGUGGAUAUGCUGGAUUAAGGAGUGGUUAACCGAUCUCUGUUUUGGUUAA
Molecule: messenger RNA, 663 nt
Organism: Camellia sinensis
Lineage: Eukaryota; Viridiplantae; Streptophyta; Magnoliopsida; Ericales; Theaceae
Source: RefSeq, a predicted model, not a curated record